Trifolium pratense (red clover) is the source of this 2796-nucleotide messenger RNA. Its product is annotated as alkylbase DNA glycosidase-like protein mag2. The coding region runs from base 1198 to 2355 and encodes 385 amino acids. NCBI's taxonomy places the organism in Eukaryota, Viridiplantae, Streptophyta, Magnoliopsida, Fabales, Fabaceae. The transcript has 2 exons. The record is from RefSeq and is a predicted model, not a curated record. Gene Ontology annotation, biological process: base-excision repair, AP site formation; base-excision repair; DNA alkylation repair. Gene Ontology annotation, molecular function: DNA-3-methyladenine glycosylase activity; DNA-7-methylguanine glycosylase activity; alkylated DNA binding. Gene Ontology annotation, cellular component: nucleus; protein-DNA complex.
AAAUCUAAACCGUUAGAUCAAAUCCAAUGGAUGAAACGAUGUCCUCUCAAAAAUUAAUCCCCGUAUCUUUUCACAGGAAACUUUUUUCUCUUCAUCUUCCACAUUAAACUGCUGCAAUAUCACCUUUGCUCUGUUUGAUCGUUUUCUCUUCACCUAAGAGUAGCUUGCAUCUGGAUUUAUUUGGAGCGUGUUAUUACCAGAUCUUGAUCGAUGGCAAAAGAAUAGAGAAAGAGGAAACCAUCGUUUGAAACCCUAAAUUGGAGAUAGAAAACGAAAUCGAAUUGCACAGAGGAGUAGGACACUGAGAUUGAAGUGAACAACAGAUGAAUUGAAGAACGGACUGCUUGUCACUUGAAUUGAGUGUUUUUAUAUGCUCUGUUUUGGUCCUUUCUCCAUUCGUUUGCGACCUUCCCUGUGCGUUUUUACAUGUUUCCGACCACUGUCCUUGCAUCUCCGACCACCGUGUAUCUCGCCGUUGCAUCGCCGGUCACCGUGAAUAGCCUUCCAUGUUGGUGAUGGUGUCGUGGAAUCCAUAUUCGUGAGAAGCCUUCCAAGUUGGUGGUGGUUGAAGAAGGAAAUUGUUCAUGAGGGAUUUGUUUUAUUUAUUUUUUCAUUUUUAUUCUAUUUUAAAUUUUGAACCAUAAGAUUGAUCUAACAGUCAAAAUUUGGAGAAGGAGAGAGAAGGAGACAGAUGGUGAAGGAGAGAAUCCGGAUCCAGAUCUCAAAGCCUGCCUAGUACUGUUGGGCUUAUAUAUAAUGUUUGGGCCAACAAUCCAUUACUUCACGUGUAACACGCAAUUCGAGGUGACGACAGAAAACAGAAACGACACAAACACAACAUUACCACCAAAACAAAAGAAGACCAAGAAGAAGGAAAUCAAGGAAUUGACGAUGAAGAAUUUCCGUACAUCCAGUUUUUGUUAGAACAGAGUGAGUUUCAUCUUAAUCUUAAAUCGAUUCAUUGAUUACCCUAAAAUUAAACCACACAAUCACAUUCUUCUUAUUUUUCUUCACAAACUCUCACUCAUCAUUUUCUUUUAUCUUUUCCAUAUUUAUCUCUAAACACUCUCUCGAAUGUUCUAUUAACAACUGAUAAAUUUUCAAUUCAAUUAUCAGAUAUUGUUCCUUCCCUUUCUCAUCCUAACCCUAACGAACGAUUACCGUCAGAUUAAUCUUCAAUUGAGAAAUCCCUCACAUAUGGGCGAAGAGACACAACAACAACUUCAACCACAAUCCCUAACCGGAACACAAAUUCAACCACACCCUCCGCCACAAGACCCUUCCGAAAUCACCGUCUCCGCCGUCUCCAACGUCGCCGGAGUCGAAACAAUUAUUCCUGUAGAGUCCGAACUUACCAAUGUUCCGCCACACACCAAUUCACCGGCCACAAAAAUCCCUCUCCGUCCUCGUAAGAUCCGGAAAGUCUCACCGGACCCGACAACCACCGAUUCUCAAUCGGAAACCCUAAAAUCAACCAAUUCAACCGCCGCUGGAAAAUCUUGCGGACGGAACACCAAAACGGUUCAACCGUUACGAGCACUCGCUGCUCCGAGAAUCGUAGCUAGGUCACUUUCUUGUGAAGGUGAAGUUGAGAUCGCAAUUCGUUACCUUCGUAACGCUGAUCCACUUCUUUCCCCUCUAAUCGACAUUCAUCAACCACCUACCUUCGAUAAUUUCCAUUCCCCAUUCCUUGCCCUAACUCGUAGCAUUUUGUAUCAACAACUCGCGUUUAAAGCCGGAACUUCGAUCUAUACGCGGUUCAUUGCUCUCUGUGGUGGUGAAGCUGGUGUUGUUCCUGAUACUGUUCUUGCUUUAAAUGCACAGCAGCUUCGUCAAAUUGGGGUUUCUGGGAGGAAGGCGAGUUAUCUUCACGAUUUGGCUAGGAAGUAUCAGAAUGGGAUACUCUCUGAUUCUGCCAUUGUAAAUAUGGAUGAUAAGUCGCUUUUCACGAUGCUUACUAUGGUUAAUGGGAUUGGUUCUUGGUCUGUUCAUAUGUUUAUGAUUUUCUCACUUCAUAGACCGGAUGUUCUACCGAUUAAUGAUCUUGGUGUUCGUAAAGGGGUUCAGAUUCUUUAUAAUCUUGAUGAUUUGCCUAGACCGUCUCAGAUGGAGCAAUUGUGUGAGAAGUGGAGACCUUAUCGUUCUGUUGCUUCUUGGUAUAUGUGGAGGUUUGUUGAAGCCAAGGGAACUCCUUCGACUGCUGUGGCUGUUGCUACUGGUGCUGGCUUGCAGCAACACCAGAUGGAGCAGCACCAACAACAACAGCAGCAGCAGCAACAUCCUUCACAACAACAGCUUAUGGAUCCAAUGAAUAGCAUGUUUAAUAUCGGGGCUGCCUGUGCUUGGGGACAGUGAUUGCUGACGAAAUUGAGAAAGUUUUCAUCAGGCUUCACUAGCAGAAAGUUUGAAGUUGCAAAGCCACAUCAUUAUGCAUACUUAUGGAUAGAAGUUAGUACUGAAACACGACAUUUCAUUGAAGGAUUAGUGUAUGAUGAUUACUUUGUGUUUAGUAAAACCUGUGCAAGAUUAAUAAAGGCUAGUCCUUGAUUUUGUUUUAUUAAUCGCCAAUUGUCAUGGUCGGAGGCAAGUCAUCUUUUGGUAGGAAAGGACUGCCUUUGCCUAUUGGUGGUAAUGUGGUUUGGACUUUGGACCUUGUAACUAAUGUAUGAGUCCUUAUUUCACAUCUUGUUGGCAAAUGUGACCCUUUGCGUUAAUUAGAUAGAAUUCCUAUGUCAACAUAAUUGCCGGAUAAUUCUUAUGCUCAACUUUUAGAUUUUGAUUUUAAUUAAUCAUUAA